AAUACAACACAGUUGCCCAGCUGAACUGAAGCGAUAUUUCUCUACGCCUGCACAGAAACACUAGCAUUUUUCUCCGAGAACUGAUUAUCUCUAUUUCGUGUCUGGAAUUCUUUAAUAAAUUGAGUUGUUUGCCGCUCCAUCAACAGCGACAGCUCCUCAGUUUAGCAACAGACGUCUUCAUCGCAACCAUCAUGUCGAGCAAACUCCAAGUCCUCGCAUCACUUGAGGACGCCCUCCGUCCACUCCAGAGAGCCGCUGCAUCAUGCGCCACACUCAAGGAAGCCACGGACCUGCCCGAGGCCUUCCCUGUGGUUGCUAAACGCCUGCCUGUCGUUGUCAAGGUGUUUACCGCCGUUCAAGCCUACCUGCAGACAACGGCAGCAGAGGCUCCCGGAGAUGAGGGGCAGUACGCGAACUUGAAGAAAGCGGCUGAUGAGUCCUUCACGCAAGCUCGAUGCCUCGAGAAUCUCCUCUACCCUGUCGCGUCUAAAGGAGAUGCUGCUUUGAGGCUUUUGGAAUACCGCAAGGUCGUGGAAAAUGGAGAGGUAAAGAUGGUGGAAGAGGUUGCAAAAGUCUUGCUUGAGUCUGCCCAGCGGGCUGCAAAGCCGCCCAUGGUCGACGACCAACUACUGAAGGAGUUGGAGGAGGCAUUGGACGAGGUGGCGAAACUGAAGCCAUCAUUGAACGGGACACGGGCUGGACCCGCCAGUGUGAACAAUUAUGGAUCUGGAAAUAUGUUCUAUCAUGGGGGGAGAGGGCACCAGAAUCAUAAUGCCGGUGGCUUUAUGAUCACAGGGGAGAAUCGCGACGCAACAUAUCACUAUUCUCUACCGACCGCUAACGAAAAGCCAAAGUCAAAGGAAGAGUAAAGCGCCCUACAAGCUGUACAUUGGAAUUAGACUAGGUUUAUGUUGCGUUUUUGUCAACUUCACAUUGCAUUCUCCCUUACGGGCGCCAACAUACUCAAAUCACUCGCUACAGGAACGAUGGCCAGGAUCCGGUUGAAGCCCCCUGGCCUCCAGACACGGCUCUCAACAGGCCGCAGUUACAGUUAACACCAAGUCAAGGUUUGUUGGUUCAAUACCAGGAUGUAAGUGUGUAAAAUAGAACUAAUUGAUAAGACAAACCAAAAGAACUAGUACAAAAA
Molecule: messenger RNA, 1147 nt
Organism: Colletotrichum destructivum
Lineage: Eukaryota; Fungi; Ascomycota; Sordariomycetes; Glomerellales; Glomerellaceae
Product: Putative NACHT-NTPase and P-loop NTPase domain-containing protein
Exons: 1
Coding region: 192-869 (225 amino acids)
Source: RefSeq, a predicted model, not a curated record